CGGCAGUGUCGAACUUCCCCGGCGUCGGCGCGCGUCUUGUGCGUCAUUUCCGAGCGGCGGGGAACGGAUCGUCCACCGGCCUAGCUACCGGCAACAUGCCCAAGUUUUACUGUGACUACUGCGACACGUAUCUGACCCAUGACUCUCCAUCUGUGAGAAAGACACACUGCAGUGGUAGGAAACACAAAGAGAAUGUGAAAGACUACUAUCAGAAAUGGAUGGAAGAGCAGGCGCAGAGCCUGAUUGACAAAACAACGGCUGCAUUUCAGCAAGGAAAGAUACCUCCUACUCCAUUCUCUGCUCCUCCUCCUGCAGGGGCGAUGAUCCCACCUCCCCCGAGUCUGCCGGGUCCUCCUCGCCCUGGUAUGAUGCCUGCGCCCCAUAUGGGAGGUCCUCCCAUGAUGCCAAUGAUGGGCCCUCCUCCCCCUGGGAUGAUGCCAGUAGGACCUGCUCCUGGAAUGAGGCCACCCAUGGGAGGCCAUAUGCCAAUGAUGCCGGGGCCCCCAAUGAUGAGACCUCCUGCCCGUCCCAUGAUGGUGCCCACUCGCCCAGGAAUGACUCGGCCAGACAGAUAAAGAGAGCGGGGAGGCCUCCUGGCAGUUCUGUGUCACUUGCUCUGCUUCACCAGGAGAUCAUGGUGCUGUGACUCUGGGUGUUUUCUAACAGCAUGAAAAAGAUGAUUUGUUCCCCUUUCCUAUUAAAAAAGUAGUUUUGGAGGGCAGAAGUAGGGUUUUAAAAAGUGGAGUUUUCAUUUGUAUUGUGACAUGUGAAAAUAAAAUGGUCAACUCUUUUGGUUAAAAAAAAGUGUUCCCUUUUCUUCCCCUCUGUAUUCUUUGUUUAUUAUAAAAAGAUGAAACUUGCAGCUGUGUUUCUCCAACUCAUUCUGUUUUCAGCCUGUCUUCUGUGUGAGCUUCUUUGUCCUUAACAAGAGCGGGUACCUUUGGACACCCUGUCUUUGUUUGGUAAAGUUCUUGUGCGGGGAAUUCUGAUAAACCUGUCUAGUGGUCAUAGAGCUUUUGUUGGUUGGAAUAAUAAACAACAGUGAUUUUUCA
Messenger RNA from Ochotona princeps (American pika), 1052 nucleotides. It is a transcript of the gene SNRPC, whose product is annotated as small nuclear ribonucleoprotein polypeptide C. The coding region runs from base 96 to 575 and encodes 159 amino acids. The transcript is spliced from 6 exons. Gene Ontology annotation, biological process: mRNA splicing, via spliceosome; mRNA 5'-splice site recognition; spliceosomal snRNP assembly. Lineage: Eukaryota; Metazoa; Chordata; Mammalia; Lagomorpha; Ochotonidae. The record is from RefSeq and is a predicted model, not a curated record. Gene Ontology annotation, cellular component: U1 snRNP; nucleus. Gene Ontology annotation, molecular function: pre-mRNA 5'-splice site binding; zinc ion binding.